AUGACGACAGCAACGCCGGUGAUCAGUAACACUCUGUUCCCAGUAAACGUGACCGCAAAGUCUCAAGAACAAAGUCUCUAUCAAAGCUCUGGAGCAAUAGUUGCUGCCAUCGUAGUAGGAGUGAUUAUUAUUUUUACAGCGGUUCUGCUCAUACUGAAAACAUAUAACAGACGCAUGAGAGUGAAGCGGGAGCUGGAACCCAAACCCACCAAACCGGCGCUGCCGCCCGCUUUGGGGCCGAACAGCAGCAGCCUGUGUCAGCCCCCGACAGUGACUUUCAUCCCCGUGGAUAUCCACAUGCAGCCCAG
Molecule: messenger RNA, 308 nt
Organism: Apaloderma vittatum (bar-tailed trogon)
Lineage: Eukaryota; Metazoa; Chordata; Aves; Trogoniformes; Trogonidae
Gene: NCMAP
Product: noncompact myelin associated protein
Exons: 3
Biological process (GO): peripheral nervous system myelin formation; regulation of myelination
Cellular component (GO): paranode region of axon; plasma membrane; Schmidt-Lanterman incisure
Molecular function (GO): structural constituent of myelin sheath
Source: RefSeq, a predicted model, not a curated record